GCGGGGGCGGGCGGGGGCGGAGCCGAGCGAGAGACCAGAGCCGGAGCCGGAGCCGCCGCCGCCGCCAUGCGCCGGCCUGGGCCCACCUGCUGCGCGCUGCUGCUAGUCCUGGGGCUCUGCCGGGCGCGCCCCCGGAACGCACUGCUGCUCCUCGCGGAUGACGGAGGCUUUGAGAGUGGUGCGUACAACAACAGCGCCAUCGCCACCCCGCACCUGGACGCCUUGGCCCGCCGCAGUCUCCUUUUCCGCAACGCCUUCACCUCGGUCAGCAGCUGCUCUCCCAGCCGCGCCAGCCUCCUCACUGGCCUGCCCCAGCAUCAGAAUGGGAUGUACGGGCUGCACCAGGAUGUGCACCACUUCAACUCCUUCGACAGGGUGCGGAGCCUGCCGCUGCUGCUCAGCCAAGCUGGCGUGCGCACAGGCAUCAUCGGGAAGAAGCACGUGGGGCCGGAGGCCGUGUACCCGUUUGACUUUGCUUACACGGAGGAGAACGGCUCUGUCCUCCAGGUGGGACGGAACAUCACCAGAAUUAAGCUGCUCGUCCGGAAAUUCCUGCAGACUCAGGAUGACCGGCCUUUCUUCCUCUACGUCGCCUUCCAUGAUCCCCACCGCUGUGGGCACUCCCAGCCCCAGUACGGAACCUUCUGUGAGAAGUUUGGCAACGGAGAGAGCGGCAUGGGUCGUAUCCCAGACUGGACCCCCCAGGCCUAUGGCCCACUGGACGUGCUGGUGCCUUACUUCAUCCCCAACACCCCGGCAGCCCGAGCCGACCUUGCCGCUCAGUACACCACCAUCGGCCGCAUGGACCAAGGAGUUGGACUUGUGCUCCAGGAGCUGCGUGAUGCGGGUGUCCUGAACGACACACUGGUGAUCUUCACGUCCGACAACGGGAUCCCCUUCCCCAGUGGCAGGACCAACCUGUACUGGCCAGGCACUGCUGAACCCUUACUGGUGUCAUCCCCGGAGCACCCAAAACGCUGGGGCCAAGUCAGCGAGGCCUACGUGAGCCUCCUAGACCUCACGCCCACCAUCUUGGAUUGGUUCUCCGUCCCGUACCCCAGCUACGCCAUCUUUGGCUCGAAGACCAUUCACCUCACUGGCCGGUCCCUCCUGCCAGCGCUGGAGGCCGAGCCCCUCUGGGCCACCGUCUUUGGCAGCCAGAGCCACCACGAGGUCACCAUGUCCUACCCCAUGCGCUCCGUGCAGCACCGGAACUUACGCCUCGUGCACAACCUCCACUUCAAGAUGCCCUUUCCCAUCGACCAGGAUUUCUACGUCUCACCCACCUUCCAGGACCUCCUGAACCGCACCACAGCUGGCCAGCCCACAGGCUGGUACAAGGACCUCCGUCAUUACUACUACCGGGCACGCUGGGAGCUCUACGACCGGAGCCAGGACCCCCACGAGACCCAGAACCUGGCCGCCGACCCGCGCUUCGCCCAGGUGCUGGAGAUGCUUCGGGCCCAGCUGACCAAGUGGCAGUGGGAGACCCACGACCCCUGGGUGUGUGCCCCCGACGGCGUCCUGGAGGAGAAGCUCUCUCCCCAGUGCCAGCCCCUCCACAAUGAGCUGUGACCAUCCCAGGAGGCCUGUGCACACAUCCCAGACAUGUCCCUGUGGCCGGCCAGCCUGGGGAGCACUGACAACAGCCCUUCCGUCUACACUCCCGUCCAAGGAGGGUUUUUCCUUCCUGUGGGGUCACUCCUGCCAGUCCCUGGAGGGGGACCAGAGCAUGUGCCCAGCCCCUCCACCACCAGGGGCACUGCCAUCACGGCAGACGACACGGCCAUCCUCGUGUCUGAACCAUGUCCCGGCAUGGGAAUUCUAGACGUGUGUGAUCUGUGGACAGGGCAGCACCCCCAGCCCAUGAUAAGGGAGUCUUGUUUUCUGGCUUGCUUUGGGGACCUGCAAAUGGGAGGCUUGAGGCCCUCUUUAGGCUUUGGCAGCCACAGAUACGUACGAGCCCUUCACGGAGAGCAGGCAAGGGCUUCGGUGCCGCGUGGGCAGUACACAGGUCCCACCCACACUCACCUGGGAGCACAGCGCCUGGCUCUUACCAGCGUCUGGCCUAGAGGAAGCCUUUCAGCCACCUUUGGGCAGGUUUCUGCUUCUGUUUUGCCCCACGGUCAAGUACCUGGUCCCCAGGCAGGUUUCAGCUGAUUGGCGGCAGGCUCCCGCUGAUUGGCGGCAGGCUCCCUGAGUGAUGAGCUUGAACCUGUGGUGUUUCUGGGCAGAAGCUUAUCUUUUUUGAGAGUGUUCAAAGAUGAAGGUAUGGCAGUGCCUGUCCUCUGACUUGGGUUAAUUCUUGGGUGGCACUGGCAUUGCUGGGUGGCGAUGCCCGUCCUCUGGAUUGGGUUAAUUCUUGGGUGGCACUGGCAUUGCUGGGUGGCGAUGCCCGUCCUCUGGCUUGGGUUAAUUCUUGGGUGACGUCAGCAUUGCUGGGAGAAGGCGCCGUUCCUGCCCUGCCUCCACCCACCUCAGGAGCAGAAGCCCGGCCUGGACACCCUCGAAGGAGAGGGCGCUUCCUUGAGUGGGUGGCUCCCCUCGCCCUUCUCUCCCCAUCACUCCAUACUGGGGUGGGCUGGGGGAAGCCAUAGGCCAGCUAUUGUAAAAGCUUAUUAUUUUAGUAAAAUAUGCAGAAGUUCUUUUUCUGAA
Molecule: messenger RNA, 2655 nt
Organism: Rhinopithecus roxellana (golden snub-nosed monkey)
Lineage: Eukaryota; Metazoa; Chordata; Mammalia; Primates; Cercopithecidae
Gene: SGSH
Product: N-sulfoglucosamine sulfohydrolase
Exons: 8
Coding region: 67-1575 (502 amino acids)
Biological process (GO): heparan sulfate proteoglycan catabolic process; glycosaminoglycan catabolic process
Molecular function (GO): N-sulfoglucosamine sulfohydrolase activity
Source: RefSeq, a predicted model, not a curated record